Molecule: messenger RNA, 4066 nt
Organism: Eurytemora carolleeae
Lineage: Eukaryota; Metazoa; Arthropoda; Copepoda; Calanoida; Temoridae
Product: probable G-protein coupled receptor Mth-like 3
Exons: 27
Coding region: 44-2119 (691 amino acids)
Biological process (GO): G protein-coupled receptor signaling pathway; cell surface receptor signaling pathway
Cellular component (GO): membrane
Molecular function (GO): G protein-coupled receptor activity
Source: RefSeq, a predicted model, not a curated record
GAUUGACUGUCCAGUUGGAGAAAGACAAGAGUUUGAGGUUGUUAUGUUACCAGGCGCCAGAUCAGCUGUUGUGCUCGUGGAUUCUUUGUGGGAUCAUUCAGAGAAGACAUUUAUGAACCAUGUUGGAUCCUUCAACUAUUCAUGCAUUGACAUAAAAUAUAAGCAAAAUCAUGCUCAGGAUCCGGCUGAAUCUAGUUUAAUUGCUGUACGGUGUCAGGAUUCUAGAAUUAUUUCCGUACAGGACGAGAAUACCAUUAUACUUCACCCUACCCUUCACCAUACCAUUAGAAAAUGCUGUGGACCUGAUGAAGAGUUGAAUAUAGAAACUGGAACUUGUGCUAAACAAACUACUAGGAAUAAAUUCUGGUUCCCGCCUAGACUAAUUCAUUCAAACCAUACUCUUCAAUCAACCAGUAAUUGGAGUAUCCAGUCUUCUUAUGGAUUCUGUUCAUCAAACUAUAUCCAAAUAAUUGACAAGGUGGUACAUGUACUGAAUGAUGGUACUAUUGUACUGAAGGACGGAUCUAAGCUGGAAUAUCACUGUCUGGAUCAUGAUAAAUAUAACCAGAUCUAUGGAUAUAUCUGUAUCCCUAAAUCUGGUUGUUCCUCUACUAGCUGUGUAUCCAAGUGUUGUCCAAGCAACCAAACUUUACAAAUAGAAGGAACAGUUUCCUGUGUUAGUUCGUUAUCUGCAGAUCAUCUGUGGAGGUUCAAUACCAGUCAGGAUACAGAACCAGUCCCAGAGGGAGGAGUACAGGUUUCUUAUCAUCAUCAGUUUCUUCAACUAAACAAACUCUUCCCAAACAAGUUGGUUAACUGUAAGGAAACUGUAAAGCUGGAUGAAUUGGAUGAAUACUAUCUACUACAAAAUGGAAGUCUAUAUUUGAAGGAAUACGGGUUAACGGAAAACUACUGUGUUGAUAACAUACUGGUGGAAGGGAGAGUAGAGGAGGUUGUAAUCUACUGUAUCCAACGUAUUCUUCAAGAACAGUUAUUCAAGAAUACUUCUGAAUAUUCCUGCACCAGAGUUAGUGAGGGAAUUUUUCAAGUUAUCAACACCAUCAGCGGAGCCAUUAGUGAGGUGUUCUUGUUGAUAACAUUCCUUGUAUACAUGAGUAUACCAGAGCUCAAGAACCUACAUGGAUGUAUCGUUCUCAGUAACGUUGGGAGCAUAUUUCUGGUAACAUUGUACAUAAUAGUUGUGUACAACGCUAACAUACAGUACAACACUUCGUACUGCGUUGGGACAGGCUAUGUCGGGUACUUCUUAUGUAUGUCCAUGUUUGCUUGGAUGUCUGUUAUGUGCUUUGAUCUUUGUUGGACGUUUCUCAGAGCUAAGGUUCCACGAAAAGGAUCUCCAAAUCUCAAGUUUUCAAUCUACAGUCUUGUAGCCUGGGGGUUCGGAGGUUUGAUGACUUUACUGCUUCUGAUAGUGCAGAAACUGGAGAUAUCCCCUCUACCAAAUGUUGGAAUUGAUACUUGCUUUUUAUCUGAGGAGGCCCAGGGACUGUACCUGCAUCUACCCGUGUUUAUCCUGAUGCUGAUCAACGGAUUCUUGUUCUGUCUAACCAUCAUUAGUCUUGUCAGGUCUCGAAUGAGUACACAGAUGGCGCGACGGGUUCGGCAGAAUAUCCAGAGCUCUGGGUUAGCUCCCGGAGCUAGGAGAGCUGGGGUAGGAUCUGGAGGAUCAGGACACUUGGAGAAAAGGAUUCAGAACGUUGUAUCUAGGAUUAACACAGACAGCAAGGAACAACUGUUACUGUACACUAAACUGUUCACUGUGAUGGGGGUACUAUGGAUGGCAGAAUGUGUACAUUAUCUUCUACACCGAGAACACAAGAAGAAUGAGUGCUUCACGCUGGUUGAGUUUAUAUUCAGAUUGUUUGGCUGCAUCAACCUUCUCCGCGGAUUUCUCUUCUUCAUCAUCUUUGUGUGCAAAACCUCUACACUAAACAAGGUUGGGAACCUAAGUAUCUGUGGGUACAAGCUAGAGUUCCUGAAAACAAAGCAAACUGUACAGUUUGAGAGCUGCAUCAGUAACAGAAGCCUCAUCACAACAAACAGAAUGGAUUCCGAGCAAGGGAUGAGUAUGGUGGUUCUAAAGCAGAACUUUGAUUAGUUUAAAUCAGAUAUUUAUGAGAAAUUUCAUAAAAAGGAGACGAGCGGGAUAAAGUGUAAAUUUGAAGUGACAAAUAUAGUAAAAAUAUGUUACACUGUGUAUUUGUACCUCCUAAUUUAUAUAAUAUGUAAAUCUUACUAAAAAACUGAGAAUUUUCAUAAACUAAUAUGUAAGUAAAUUAAAGUUAUUUAAUUUGUUUUCAUUUUAAGAACUUGUUUUUUUUCAAAUUUUUAUUUCUGAGAAAGAAAUUCUAGAUUUUGCUAAACUUAAUGUGAAAACAUUUGAAACAUGUCUAAAGUCAAGUUUAAACAUUCUUUAUAUUUACAAUACUGUACAACAGUACAUAGUGCAACACAUCACACAUACAGUACAUCAAGUACCCUCUUUCAUAUAUUUGUUAAAAGGACUGUAAGGGAAAAUCCAAGUGACCCUCAAUGCAAAGAUAACCUUUAUCUGUUCAAUAAUGUGGAAGAUAUUGUCGUUUUUCUAAGUUUAAAAGUGUUCAUACUUUUUUGUACACUUGCAACGUAGAAAUGCGCAGAAAGUUUGUUUUUGAAAUUAUAGAUAUUAAUAUCUAAUUGAUACUUGAUCAGAGAAAGCAAAGGGUAAACUGUCGGGAAUCAGGUAUCGACAUUUUUGCAUUAAAGGUCACCUGGCUGUAACAACGCUUACAGUAUCUUUAAGUGUUAAUGUGUUUGUAUUGUGACUUUAUUGUCUAUAACCCAAUAUUUGGUUUGACCCUAAAAUACUUGCAAGAGCAAACCCUCAAGCAACCCCCCCCCCCCCGCCCCUCCCUCUCAGAAAUGAGUAUUAGAGAUAGGUAUAGUUUUUGUGAACGAACACAAUAUUUCAGAAGAAACGAUCAAAAAAUCAUUUUUAAAUUGUUCGUGAUUUUUUCUUAACUUACAAUUUAUGUGAACACGUUUCAGAAUGAACAAGCGAUUUUACUGAACAAACGAGCUUAGUAAACAAACUAUUUGAAUGAACAAACGAUCUUACUGAACGAACUAUUUUACUGGAAAAAGGAUUUCACUGAACGAACUAUUUUACUGGACAAAUGAUUUCACUGAACUGACGAUUUUGGUGAACAAACAAUUUUUCUGAAAGAACGGGAUAUUGAGCAUAGAAGGAAAAUUACGGAUGAUUUUGAAAGUGAACGAAUUCCAAUUUGUCUGAAAAACUGAAAAAAAUAGGUCGUUAACAAAUGAUGAAGAACAUAAUUGAAAGAAAGCCGAACGCGCCAAUAUAUUUAUAUCAUUAAACAAUUUAAAUCGGAAUCUGUAUAUUUGUGAAGAUUAAUACCCCUAAAAUUUAAAUCCCUAAUAUUCAAAGUCAUAAUUUGCUAGAAUAGAUAUCUAAAUCAACUAUUUUUCUAUUUAGACCCUAUUCCAAUUUUUACAAGCCUCUUGGAAAAAGUCUUUACAACUAUUUAUUAUAACAUAUUUUGUUGUAUAACUGUAGAUUCGAUAUUUCUUGUAUUUUUGACCCCCCCCCCUCCCCUCCAGCACAUUUGGGGUCCCUGAAAAGAAACAAAGUUAAAAUAUUAAGAAUUUCUUAUUAACAAUAAAAUUCGUUUUCAUACUUGUAAAACAUGUAUCCCCGUCCAAACCGGAAAUAACCCAACAUAUCUGUAAAAAUUGAAUUUUAAUAGAAUUUUAUAAAAAAAAAUGUUUCCGGUUCCUCUCUCUCUCUCUGUUAUUGUUCAUGUUGUGAAAAUUUGAGAUAAAACGAAUUUGUCAGAAAGCUUAUAAUACAAGUUGAAAUUACACUUACAGUCCCUAUAAACUUGAUUGUAUCAGAAUAGCUUUUGUGAUUCUUUGAGCCAGGCAGGAUUAUUUCUAUCCACGUGGUGUUGGUAGUUACUGCAAUUCACUAUAAAUCUUGUUGAAUUUGAACGCCGGAAAAAAAACGAUUUAUAUUCUGAAAAAUAAAGUUAUUUGUAUUCUA